Musa acuminata subsp. malaccensis (wild Malaysian banana) is the source of this 2095-nucleotide messenger RNA. Its product is annotated as xyloglucan O-acetyltransferase 1. NCBI's taxonomy places the organism in Eukaryota, Viridiplantae, Streptophyta, Magnoliopsida, Zingiberales, Musaceae. Gene Ontology annotation, cellular component: Golgi apparatus. The record is from RefSeq and is a predicted model, not a curated record. Gene Ontology annotation, molecular function: O-acetyltransferase activity.
GCACUGGCAUUUGUCACCUUCUCCUCUUUCUUCUCCACCUUCCCAAGCUUCCCUUAAUCUCCUCCCCAUCAUCCACCACAACCCCAACACAGGAAUGGGCACACACCUCUACCACCAUCACAACACCCCCAAAACCCAUCAUCUCCUCCUCAAGAAGCUCAUCAUUUGGGCUCUCUACACCAUCAUCCCCUUGGCUCUUCUCCACUUGUACCUCUUCCCUCUCUUUUCUCCCCCUCCCCAACCAAACGCCACUCUCUCGCCCUCCUCCUCCUCCUCCUCCGCCUCUUCCACCACCACCACCACUUUUACCUCCUCCUCCUCCUCCUCCCAAGCAGGAAUAGCUGAGCUGAAGAAGCGGCCGAGCAGGCCCCGGUGCAACUACUCCGAUGGCCAGUGGGUUCGACACUCCGGCGAGCCUCGUUACAGUGGCACCGGCUGCAAGACCAUCAAAGAAGGGCAGAACUGCAUGGCGCAUGGCCGGCCCGACACCGGCUACCUCCACUGGCGGUGGCAGCCGAAGCAGUGCGCGGUCCCAGCCUUCGACCCAGCCGCGUUCCUGCGGCUGAUCGAGAACAGGCAUCUCGCCUUCAUUGGCGAUUCCAUGGCCCGGAACCAGCUGGAGUCCCUCCUCUGCCUCCUCGCCACCGCGGAGGAGCCCGAGCUGGUCUACCGCGAUGGCGAGGACAAUAAGUUCCGGCGGUGGGUCUUCCGCGGCCGCAACGCGACCGUGUCCGUCCUCUGGUCGCCCUUCCUGGUGAAGGGAGUGGAGAAGUCGGAGGCGACGGGGCAGUACCACAACAAUCUGUACCUGGAAUCCGUCAACGAGCGGUGGGCUUCGGAGUUGGAUGGGAUGGACGUGGUGGUCUUCUCGGUGGGGCACUGGUACCUCCACCCGGCAUUCUACCGCGAGAACGGGGUCGUUCUCGGCUGCCACCACUGCCCGGAGUUCAACUACACCGAGAUCGGCUUCUUCGAUGUGUUCCGCAAGGCACUCAACACCACUCUCAGGGAGGUCAGCAGAAGACACGAUUCGUCACCAGGCACUUCCGAGAAGCUCGUGGUGGUGACGACCUUCUCCCCGGCGCACUUCGAGGGGGAAUGGGACAAGGCCGGGGCGUGCCCGAAGAAAGAGCCAUACAAGGAAGGGGAGAAGGAGAUGGAGUACAUGGACGCCGAGAUGAGGAAGAUAGAGGUGGAGGAAGUGGCAGCGGCGGCGGAGAGGGGAGGAGGAAAGGGGCUGAGGUUUGAGGCGUUGGACGUGACCAAGAUGGCACUGAUGAGGCCGGACGGCCACCCGGGGCCAUACAUGCAUCCCAAUCCUUUUGCCAAUGGAGCGCAGGAGAGGAUGCAGAAUGACUGUGUGCACUGGUGCUUGCCGGGCCCAAUUGAUUCAUGGAAUGAGAUACUACUGGAGAUGAUGAGGAGAUGGAAGGGUGAGAGCAAAUGAAGCACUUCCCAUCACUUCCAUUCCAAGUCAGAAUCAUUCUUUCUUCUUGUUUGUUUCUUGAUCUGUUUUUGUUUGAGGCUAAACGAUGAGAAGUUAGCAGAAGUACUGAAAGAGUUGUGCAAGUUAAUGUGGAAGAUGAUACAAAGGGGUGAAUUCAGCUUAGACAGACCCAUUUUUUGUGUGUUUUGUUACUAAAAGCUUGCUUGUUAUGAAUCAAAGAAGAGGAUACUGAGAGAAUUCAUGAACACAUAACAUAUGCUUAGAUCUUACCAGGGAAGAUUUUAGAUUUAAUGCUUUUUCUUUGGUCAAAAGCUGGUAGACUAUGGACAGUUGGAGUGCAAAAAGAUUGUGUUGUUGCUGUCAAUGAGAGAAAUGUGAAUGUCUCUGCUUGGAAAAAGAUCAGAUGAAGACCAGUACUGGUUCAUGGUGUUCCCUUGUUUAGAUUGGUAAAUGGAAAUUGGAGGCCAGUUGGAGCCCCAUCAAGAAGUUUCUUUUGAAGCUCUUAAAGUCCACACCAUGGAUCAUCAAAUAAUAUAUUUGGUGGAACUUUGAGUUUUUAUGUUGGGGGCAGCACUUUUUGAUCAAAUUCUUUGUUGAAACUUAAAUUUGUUCAAGUUGAAAAAGGAUUGGAGUGGAUUUCUUUAUGUA